Mesorhabditis spiculigera is the source of this 627-nucleotide messenger RNA. The record is from the annotation of a GenBank genome assembly. Lineage: Eukaryota; Metazoa; Nematoda; Chromadorea; Rhabditida; Rhabditidae.
AUGCUGUACGCCCUCGUAAUUUUGCUGGUCUGCGUUGUUAGCGCCACCACCGCUACGGUCGCCGUCUUUCCGGCUGCUGUGCAGACACAAAUCGUCAACAACUUCAACAGCGUCCGCUCGCAAGCGGCCAGAGGAGUGUUGCGUUGGGCCAACUACACCGUGGACUAUGAUUAUGAGAUUCAGGGAGAGCCAUCUCCAUGGAAUAAGACCUACCCCAAGUCCACAAAGCUGUACAGCUUGCCGGCCACCUACGGAGAGCUGACCCACGGUGUCAUGUACGGCAUCGCCCCCAACACCUACACGGCCGCACAGAUGUUCACGAAAGCCUGGACCGGAUCGUGGUUCGGCUGGCUGCAGAGCUUCGGUCUGCCGAAGAUGGCCUACGCCAAGUCUGAUAACCAAUACCAGAAUAUGGCCUAUCAGCUUCUCGCCGGCACCUCCCAGAAAAUCGGAUGCGCCUACCGUAACGGAACUGGGACUGAUAACACCUGGUCGGUGGUAUGCGAAAUGACGCCAAGAGGUCUGACAGCCAAUGUAGCCGUCUACCCAGCGGGAGCCAUAUGCUCAGCUUGUCCAGCCGCCGCCCCGUGCCUCCCGAAGGCCAAGGGACUCUGCGUCCCCAAAGCA